AGUAGAAGAGAUUCCCUAAACGCACCCACCACCAAGCUCUUCUCAUUCCCAAAACCGAUCCUUUAACUCCCCCACUUUCCCCUUUUUUUUCUUCUUCUUCCUCCUCUUGUCCAAACAAAUCCCUACAAAAAUCUAAGCAAAACCCAACAAUUUUCUUGCUUGUGAGUAUAACCAUGGCAACCCAUAGUUCAUUCUUGAAAUCAUGGAGUUUUUUGGGAGUUGUAGUUGUUCUAGCUGUGUGUGUAAAGGGAAAUUCAGAAGGGGAUGCUUUGUAUGCACUUCGUAGGAGCUUAUCUGACCCGGAAAACGUGCUCCAGAGCUGGGAUCCGAAUCUUGUUAAUCCCUGUACUUGGUUUCAUGUUACAUGUAAUGGUGAUAGUCAUGUUACUCGUGUGGACCUCGGCAACUCAAAUUUAUCUGGUCAUUUGGUACCUGAGCUUGGAAAGCUUGAACAUCUACAGUAUUUGGAGCUUUACAAAAAUAAUAUUCAGGGAACCAUCCCUAAAGAGCUCGGUAACUUGAAGAACCUUAUUAGUCUGGAUCUGUACAACAACAAAAUUUCAGGGACAAUUCCUACUUCACUGGGAAAGUUGAAAAAACUCGUUUUCCUGCGUAUGAAUGAUAAUAAGCUAACAGGACCAAUCCCAAGAGAACUUGCUAGUGUUUCUAGCCUGAAAGUUGUGGAUGUCUCAAAUAACGAUUUGUGUGGCACAAUUCCCACUUCUGGUCCAUUUGAGCAUAUUCCACUGAACAACUUCGAGCACAAUCCUCGACUUGAAGGUCCAGAGUUGUUGGGACUCGCCAGCUACGACACCAACUGCUCUUAGAAACUUGAUGAAUAGGUUCACUAGAACUGCCACUUUUUGUGGAAGUUAACAUAUUCCCCUCCCCUGAAUGUUGGUUAUUGUUGUACUUACUGUGUGUCCAAGUUGUUGCAACUCUAAGCAAAGAUAUGAUGAUGUAUGUAAGUUAUUAGUAAGUUAAUGAAUGUGCGUAAAGCGGUCGCUAUAUAUACUGCUACCAACUGUUAAAAGUAUUUCAUAUUUCAAUGUCUAAUGAAAUGGUUCAGUGGGUUUAGAAA
Lycium barbarum (goji berry) is the source of this 1081-nucleotide messenger RNA. Its product is annotated as leucine-rich repeat protein 1-like. Gene Ontology annotation, molecular function: protein binding. The transcript is spliced from 6 exons. NCBI's taxonomy places the organism in Eukaryota, Viridiplantae, Streptophyta, Magnoliopsida, Solanales, Solanaceae. The record is from RefSeq and is a predicted model, not a curated record. The coding region runs from base 174 to 827 and encodes 217 amino acids.